GUCUUUCAGUUAGGAAGGAGUGAUACCAUUUGAUUAAGCAAGGGUUCACAUCCAUCUGUUUGAGCUUUUUUAACAUAAUUUGGGGAAGAAUAGUAUUAAAAGCUGAGCUGACCCUGAGCCCAGCCAAGCCUACCCAUCUCUCCAACUAAAUUAAACAAACAUUUACUCCCUAAUCAUAAUGCAAUGGCGCCCUCUGGUGUCAACAUGGUGACAAAACACAUGCUUUCCUAAUUGUGCAGGUUUCCUUCUUUCAUUUCCUCAAUUUGGUAUCAAUAUCCUAACCUUCUCCCCUCUAUCCAUACACCCACAGAUAAAUCAUGUGUUAUUCCUCUUUUAAUGAUUAGACAUCAUCAUCCUCCAAUCCUGUGUCUACUGCCCAAUUGACAGACCUUUAAACAACCAGGGUAAUGAUAACAUGCACAUUUCAGUAUAGCCUAAUUAUUCACUGAAAGUACUUUAUUCAACUAAUUGAUGUUUAAACCUACUUUCUUGGUUGGUAGCGCUCUCAAUUGCCUUUGGCCUAUAUGGGAAAUAAGUGGACAACAAUAUUCCAUUAAAUAAUCUUCUUUAAAUAAACACCAACUUGACCAUCUGCACAGAUUACUGUGACUCUGUUACAAUUAUACCCAUCCCCUAAAAACAAUGAAAGGUAGGACAUUUGGGAUCUUAGGCGAAAGGUACAUGAAAUAGCAACUUAAAGGUUACACAAAUAACAUAGUAAAUAUAUAUAAAACAAUAGUAAAAGUAAUUUGAAUGAUAAUGGAAUAAAUAUAGUGUUGAAUAAUAAUAAAACGUUAUUCUGUAAAUCCAAUUCCUCCUAAAAUAUAAUAUUACAAGUCUUAACACAGUAUCCUAUAACAACCUACAAUAAUAUGCUAAACUUUAUUAAUCAAAAUAAAAAAUCUAAUGAGGGCCUAUAAAGUGAGGUAACAAAAGCAAUUCAACAACCAAACAAAACGUUUUCACCAUGUAUAUCUCCGUAUAUUCGUGUAUAGACUAUAUGUUGGUAUACAUGUCUAUGCAUUUUUCCUGAUUCCUUGUUCCAUAUGUAUACGGCUCUGGUUUGUUCUGUCUGUAGCCAACUCGGUUACUCAGUGAAUAUUAUUAUGUAAAUGUAUUAUGUAUUAUGUAAAUAAGAGCAUAAUUUAAUAUGACAGAAAUGAUUAAUUUAUGUACGUUUUUAAGAUGAUAAGCCCCAUGGAAUAAAAACAACACUGGACUCAGAACAUAACGUCCUUGGCAGAGAUGAACACUGUAUUAUUUAAGAAAACCCUCUUACGAAUUGAAACAGUGUAUGGCAGCGAUAAACUAGAUGACCACAAGGUGUCUCUGUUUGGCAGCACCUCGGGCCUUUAUAGAGCAGGUACUUUCACGCACACUUACCUCUCUGCAUGAGUAACUAUGCAAAUGUUAGCCCCGGAAAUACUGGAAACUGCUACGACUGUUGAAUAAAUUAACGUCAGCCAAACUUUGUUCCCUAUUUGUACGAUUUCCUGACUUAAAACGAUCACAUGGCCUACCUGCGAGCUGCAGCUGCACUGACUCAAAAUGUGGGAUGUGACAAACACUAAGGAACCAAUCAAAUAGCGUUGAGCCGGCGCUGAGUUUAUCUAUUGGACUAAACUCCUGUCAAUCACCACAAACGAGCCCUUCUGUGAAGCAGCGGUGAGCACUGGCUGGCUGCAGUACAGAGAUGUGUGAAGAAAUAUUUCCCAUACCACUAAAUCGGUGUCUGGACAGGCCAGGUGAUGAAUAGCCAGAGAGUGGCUGACCACUUACUCACAGUGCUCCAGUGAUCAUAACAUGGCACCCAUCAUGGAGGGCACACACACUGUGUUGCUGCUUUAUGCACCCAUCCGUGAACUAAGCAACAUCAGUCUGUAUUUUCCCAAGAGGCUGGCCCCUAGCUUCAAGUACAAGAGCCGCGCCUCUCAUUCAGGAAGGGCCUGUAAUGACCAUGACCGGGCUAAGGAGGAUCUUGCAGUGUCCGAACAAAGAGGCCAGUCUUUCAGCUCCUCAGGCGAACUCCUCAUCUGCCAGCAGGCUACAAAGGAGGCGGUUGCAGAGCUCUGCUGGCUGGCGGCAGAGCACCAUCAGUUGCUGGCAGAUCUCUUAUCGCUGUGUAGGGAUUGUGCCGUCAAAGUCAGAAUGGGUAACCAGGAUGGGAAACUCCAGGAUUACAUGGAAGGUCAGGAAGUAAACCUCGGCAACAGCAACUACUCUCUGACCGUGUCUCCAGAGCACAAGAGAGCCACAUCCAAGAGCAAAAAGAUGAAGAAGUUGGGAGGCAAGAAGCUUGACCCCACAGAGGGUUUCCAACACCACAAUAAGAUGAAGAAGAAAGUUUCAAGUGGAAGUUUAUCCAAACAGCUUGGUGCUUGCAAAAGUGGGUCCAUAUCUUCAACCUCAGUGAUGCAGCAGAUCCCAGGUACCCCGACCUCGAGCCAUGUCACUGACAGCCCAGUCACCGGCUCUUAUGUCAGUGCGGUGAGUAACCCCAUCCUGCCCAUGGAGGAACCCUUCCAGAUUGCUCGUGAGGUUUGGGACUUUAUGGAAGACAACCGGACAUAUGACCCCGACAUUGAUUUCUGCAAUGACUUCUCAGAGUAUGACGGUGAGCUGGGUUAUGAGUCGUCCUUCUGCAGCCUGAUGGAGGGUCUGACCCGGCGGGAAAGCGGCAGCAACCUCAGACCAAUAAGAGGGUCUGAUUCCUCGGGUGAGCCAUUAUCUGAGAAUUCCCUGACAGUCAAGUUCCCUCAGCAGCUGUAUGGUGAAAGCAACCAGAGUAACGCUGGGCCGAGGGUUGUCACCAAAGUGCAGGAUGUGGAAGGGAGAGUGCAACAUAUCGACCAUUCAAACCCAGGUCCGGGAACUAGCAGCUGCCAGCAGGGGUUUGGAGAGUGGAAGGGACCAAACGGGGACCACCUCCUGGGUCUCAAUAGAGAAAAUAUGGGCUACAAGCUUUCUGAGGGUCUACGGUUGCCCCUUUUCCAUACCACUGAACCUCACCCACCAGCCAGAUACCACAAAAAAAGCCCCUCUUCACCAUCUCUCGCUGGGGUCUUCAACAUGUCUUUUCCCGCCUCCAACAGUCUUCACAGCAUGUCCCCAGUCCUGUCCCCUCUGUCCUCCAAGCAGGCAAGCCCACAGCUGAACCACCGCAUUGUUAUGCUCUCAGAUAAAGAUGAGGACCAUGAACGAGCCAGCUCCAGCAACACAGAUGAGUCCAAAUUCUUCACAGAGUCCAUUGACAAGAACGGCAACAAUCGAACCUUUACCCGACUGGAUCUGAACCUCACGCGGCGGCCUAGCAACUCCAGGUGGACUUCCUCCAGCAAUUCCACAACGACAACAACAGUUUGACACAGCCUCCUCUAAACUUCCUCUCACCCCUGGAUGAGUGAUUCCCAUCUGACGGAGUGAGAGGGGGAUUAAUGACCACCGACGACACCCACCUGUCAGGAUCAGAUGGCCUCUGAUCCGAGGGAAGGACAGAUACUUUAUUGUUCAAC
Gymnodraco acuticeps is the source of this 3512-nucleotide messenger RNA. RefSeq lists its product as uncharacterized. The record is from RefSeq and is a predicted model, not a curated record. Bases 1804 to 3363 code for a protein of 519 amino acids. Lineage: Eukaryota; Metazoa; Chordata; Actinopteri; Perciformes; Bathydraconidae. The transcript has 3 exons.